Molecule: messenger RNA, 2518 nt
Organism: Xiphias gladius (swordfish)
Lineage: Eukaryota; Metazoa; Chordata; Actinopteri; Istiophoriformes; Xiphiidae
Product: RILP-like protein 1
Exons: 8
Coding region: 171-1559 (462 amino acids)
Biological process (GO): cilium assembly
Cellular component (GO): cytoplasm; ciliary basal body
Molecular function (GO): protein dimerization activity
Source: RefSeq, a predicted model, not a curated record
GCCUCGGACGUUGGUGAAGUUUAAAUAGUCAACAAGCUGAAACAAGUUCCCUCCAUGUUCAGAAGCGCCUCACCUGCCUUGCGUGAACUCGUAUUUCUACAGCAAAUGUGAAUCUACUCAGAGGGUUAGAGGAAGGAGAGAUAUGUUGAAUGUCGGAGGUGUAAACAGACAUGGAAACCUGCCUUCUGUCAGCGCUGGACAGACCCGCGGCGGAUCUGACGGUCAUGGAUGUGUACGACAUAGCGGUGGUACUGGGACAGGAGUUUGAGAGGACUAUCGACAGGUAUGGGUGCGAGUCUCUGGUAGGGGUAGUGCCCAAAGUAGUGCGGGUCCUGGAGCUGCUGGAGGCGCUGGUGAGCCGCGGGGCUGGCGGACCGGAGACCGAGGAGCUGCGGAGGGAGCUGGAGAGGUUGCGACAGGAGCGGAGCGACAGAUAUGAGCAGGAGAGGAAACACCAGAAGGUCUGUGAGCUGGAGCUUGUGGAGGAUGUAUGGAGAGGCGAAGUCCAGGACCUGCUCUCUCAAAGCACUCAGCUUCAGGCUGAGAACAAGAGGCUGUUGGUGAGCCUUUCUCUCAAAGAGUCUCCUGUCACAGAGGAAGACCUGCAGAAACAGAAGGGAAUGUCAGAAAAAGAAAGACAGGUGAUGAGGAAGCUGGAAGACUUGGUGGAUAGGCAGAGGGAUGAAAUCCGGGCUAAAAACCAUGAGCUAAAACUAAGAAAUGAGGAUGUUGAGGCGCUCCAGAUGCAGCAGCAUCGGCUGAUAAGGAUCAACCAGGACCUUCGUCACAGGCAAGGACUGAUGGAAGCCCAGGGCAGGGCACUGAUCCAGCAGAGGGCUGAGCUCGAGGCUGCAGCCCUGGCACAGCAACAGGAAGCAGGGGCUCUGCAGCUGGAGGUCACAAGGCUGAGGAAGGAGCUCCGGGACUGGGAAGUGGAGAGGGAGAUCGCUGAGAAAGGAGAGUCCUCUCUUACAAGAUCUGGGAUCUUGUCACAUGCAUCACCACAGAUGAAGUCCUCAGACGCAGCGCCAUCUAACUCCAUCAAACCAAAUUCAGUAUGGGUGGAGUGUGGAGGGGACCCUGGAUUCCUGGCAAAAUGCUUUGAGCGCAGCAAGAGUCCUUCCCUUCUCCCAAGGUCAUCUAACAGAGAAAAUAACGCGGAAGAGGGUGACCAAGAUGAGGACACGACAGCUUUGUUACUGAAGGCGCCAACUGAUACAGAGCAAGAGGAGGAGACAGAUUGUCUCGAGCAGGAUUCAGACAAACCUCGCUUCACUCUGCAGGAGCUGCGGGACGUCCUGCAGGAGAGGAAUGAACUCAAGGCCCAAGUGUUCGUGCUGCAGGAAGAGUUGGCAUAUUACAAAAGUGAUGAGACUGAGGAUGACGUCGGCUCCAUUAUUUGUACUUCAUCUCCUCCGCCACACUCCAAUUGCACUGAUCAGCCUGAAUCAGGAAUUAGGCGCUUGAUCUUCACUGCCAUAAUGCCAAUGGUGGCAGCCGGUUUGAUCGCAGACGAUCCGACGUUGUUGCCCGUCAGAAGACUUGUUCCCUUUGUAUGACCGUGAAUUUAAAUUCUUCUUAUACAAUUGCUCUUAUUUUUUCCCACACCAUGUCAAUACGUUUGUAUCUCUCAACACAGUUUGCCAAAAGACAAACGGUAUUUACAAGAAUUUAAUUUAGUGGCUGCAUUACUUGGUUAUUAUAAACUAAAUCUCUAUAGUGUUUAUAAAGUUUAAACUAUGAUGAAUGAACCACUGCUGUUUUUAGUGGUGUCAACUUUUGCAUUACAUUUACAUUAUAGACAUUACAUUUACAUUAUAGUUAGCUAAAUGGUAACAUUUUAGCUAACUUGGUCAAAUAAACCUAAGUAGUUAAAUGUGAGAAAACUGGUCGAACCUGGACAUUUUUGUGUGUAUUUAUGACCUCUCAGGGUUUUGUGGCUUCAUAAACAGUCAACACCUGUUAGCGCUUCACUCUGUAUACUGUAUAACAAUUAAAAAGCUAUGCUUCAUUAUUUUUGAUGCUGCAAAUGCUGCUGUAUUGUCAAAUAACUUAGCAUCCAACAUUGUCACUACAUUGCUUGCUCCUAUCACAGAAAUGGUGUGACUGCACCUCAUAAUGUAUUUGCUCGCCAGUAUGGCAAGUAGUGCCUGUAAUAUGGAGUAUUCCCCAGAGUAGGAAAUGAGUUUUCACAGACACUUUUAAGUUCUUUAGUGGUCUCUGAAUAAUAACAUCGUGUCCAGCUGCCAUAAGACCCAUAAAUGACCAUGUGCCUCUGUUUUCCUCUAAAAUACUAUGAGAUAAUCUGCUUAGUGCCAGCACUAAGUCAUCCUCUAAAUUGUUGAAAAGAGGGUGUUACUUGCAGCACUACAGCCUGUCGCCACACCCUGUGGUAUACACUAGUACAGUCAUACUGGUAAAACACCAGAAGAAAUAUAUUCCAACAAUAAUGAGUACUGUAAAAACAUGCCCUAACUAUCAAUAUGUGCUUGGUUGCAUCUGUAAAAUAAUGCCUGUU